Rhea pennata is the source of this 3092-nucleotide messenger RNA. It is a transcript of the gene SPAG1, whose product is annotated as sperm associated antigen 1. Gene Ontology annotation, biological process: axonemal dynein complex assembly. The transcript has 18 exons. Gene Ontology annotation, cellular component: cytosol. The coding region runs from base 1 to 2919 and encodes 972 amino acids. The record is from RefSeq and is a predicted model, not a curated record. Gene Ontology annotation, molecular function: protein binding. Lineage: Eukaryota; Metazoa; Chordata; Aves; Rheiformes; Rheidae.
AUGGGUGAUGACUCAGUACCAUCUUUGUUCGAUCAAGGAACAACUAAGACAUAUCAAAUACCUAUUGGUCAUCUGGACUACAAAUUCAUUGAGAAAUGCACAGAUGUUAAACACUUAGAAAAGAUUCUCAGGGUAUUAAGGUCUGGUGAGGAGGGAUGUUAUCCUGAUCUUACAUUAUUUUGUGAAAAGCGUAUUGAGUGUUUGCACCCAGGGAGCAGAGCUCUGAGAAAAGAUAAACCUGCAGCCACAGCCUCUGAUUUUACUGCUGAAGAAUGGGAAACAAUUAAUGGUGAACUAAUGAGCUGGGUGGCAGAAAUGAAUGAAGAUGAUUAUAAAUCACAGUUUUCCAAAACAGAUACACUGCAUGAAAGACAAGAUAACUUGCCUCCCAUUCGUUGUUCUAGCAGCUCUCUUCCUGCUAAUAAGAACAAAAACUUGCAGAACAAACAAAGAAACAAGAAAAAUAUACCACGGGAUUACAGUGAAUGGGACAAGUUUGAUGUAGAAAAGGAGUGCUCUAAAAUUGAUGACGGCUGUGAGGAAAAUAACUCCAAAGCAAGAUUCUUUACUAGACCAAGUUUACCUGUAAUUGAGAAGAAAAUAGAUACAACAGGCAUGCCAAAGAAAGAAAAGAUGUUUAUUGCUAUUCGUGAAAAGGAAAAGGGCAAUGAAGCCUUUGCUAUUGGGGAUUAUAUGGAAGCGGUGACAUAUUACACUCGGAGUAUAUCAGUGUUGCCCACUGUGGCUGCAUAUAAUAACAAAGCUCAGGCAGAAAUCAAACUUCAGAACUGGCACAGUGCUUUGCAGGAUUGUGAGAAGGUGCUAGAUAUGGAACCUGGCAAUAUAAAAGCUCUGAUGCGCCGUGCCACUGUACACAAUCAUCUGCAGAAUUACCAGACAGCUAUAGAGGAUCUGAAGAAAGUAUUGUAUGUUGAACCAGAAAAUGCUGUAGCUAAGAAAAAUCUGUUAGAGAUUGAAAAGAAACUGGAAGACUUAAAGCCUGUAUCUGAGACUAAAAGCAAAGGAAAAAAAAUACUAAUUCAAGAUAUAGAGGAUUCAGAAGGUGAUGAAGAAAGACAGGAAAAUACAAAAGAAUGUGAAAGAAGCAGAGGAGAUAAAGAAAUUGGUGUACCAGUAAUAGGAGAGGCAGCUACUGAGAAGCCUGAGAUGGGGAACGCACAUAAAAAGUUUCCUAGCAAAGGAGAUGGCAUUAAGUCAGAAGACAGAGAGACACAGAAGCAGAAGGAAUACACUGAGAAUGGAGUGAAAAAAGGCACACCAAAGAAAAAGGCACAAAAACAAUUACCAGACCAUGAAGAUGAAGUUAAUGGCUAUUUAAGCAGUGACAAAAAGAGUGAAAGCCAUGAAGCUGAGAAGAUCUCCAGAUCACAUGGAACAGGGUCUCUGUCUGCUGGUGGUGGCAGUUCUUUGCUUCCUCCUACUGCAACAAAACUAAAAAGUGAAGGGAAUGAGUUGUUUAAAAGUGGACAGUUUGGAGAAGCUGUGCUCAAAUACUCAGCAGCAAUUGAAUAUGUCAUGGGUUUAGGAGAACAAAGUCCAGGUGAUAUAAGUAUCUUAUACUCAAACAGAGCAGCGUGUUACCUCAAAGAAGGGAACUGCAGUGACUGUAUUCAGGAUUGUAACAGAGCUCUGGAACUUCAGCCAUUUUCUCUUAAGCCUCUUCUACGACGAGCAAUGGCAUAUGAGUCUAUGGAGCGAUAUAGACAAGCAUAUGUUGAUUAUAAGGCAGUUCUACAAAUAGACAGCAGCAUCCAAGCAGCAAAUGAUAGUGUUAAUAGAAUAACAAAAACUUUAAUAGAUCAAGAUGGUCCUAGUUGGAGGGAGAAGCUGCCACCAAUUCCAGUUGUCCCAGUUUCUGUUCAGCUACACAGGUGGGAUGGAGGCAGCUUCACUUCAGAGACGAAGCCCAAAAGCACUGCAGACACCAACAGAGAAGAACGGUUGCAGAUGAAUGGUGAAAGAGAUGAGGAGAAAUUCAAGACAUUGAAAAACGAAGGGAAUGAUUUUGUAAAGAAGGGUAAAUACGAAGAAGCUGUAAAUAAGUACAGUGAGUGCAUGAAGUUAAAUCCCAAGGAAUGUACUAUAUACACUAACAGAGCUCUCUGUUACUUGAAACUGUAUAAAUAUGAAGAGGCUAAGCAGGAUUGUGAUCAUGUUCUUCAGAUAGAAGAUUCUAAUAUUAAAGCUUUCUAUAGAAGAGCACUAGCAUACAAAGGAUUGCAGAAUUACCAAGCCAGUGUUGAUGAUCUCAACAAAGUACUUCUAAUAGAUCCAAAUGUUCUUGAAGCAAAAAAGGAACUACAACAGAUAACACAACUGCUUAACCUUGAGAGCAGUGCUGUAGCUGGCAGUCAACAAAAGCAAAGGAAGAAAAUAACCAUACAAGAGGUGACUGAAUUUGAUGAACAAAAGGAGGGACAGUCUGCUGCAUCAGAUGAUGCUGUGACCAAUCAAGCUGUUUCUGAAGAAGAAGUGCAAAUGACUGUGCCACUGAAGACCUCUGAAAAACUGUCUAUUUCGGAACCAGCUAACGCUUAUGACUUUGGUCAGAUUAUAAACACAGUGAAUGCCAAUAAGGAUAAAUGUGCUUGUGCAGAUCUUUUAACAAUGAUUGAUCCGCCAAAAUUGCCAGUGCUGCUAAGUAACAAACUUGAAGGAGAGAUCUUUUUCAUUUUUAUCCAAGCAUUGGAAUGUUAUGUACUUGGAAAAGAUCCUGGCCUUGUUUAUCAGCACCUUUUCUACUUGAGUAAAGCAGAAAGAUUUAAGGUAGUACUGGCACUUCUUAGCAAAAAUGAAAAGGAGCAGAUUCAGAAACUAUUUGACUUGCUUUCAGAAAACCAAAACCAUCAAUACUCUUUGGAAGAUCUGGAGAGCCUUAAAAAAGUUUAUGAACUUUAAGAAGAAUUUAAAAUUUAUUUAUUGCAUGCAUAUAGUUGAUGUUAAUAAGAUGGAUGAAUGAACUAUGCAGACUUGAAUGGGAUAAAAUAGGUCUUUAACUGGACUGUUUUGAAUUCCAUUUUGUUUUAGUGGCACAUGCACAUUUUAAAACUUGCUGCUCUUUUUUCUUAUAG